This is a messenger RNA of Dentiscutata erythropus, 888 nucleotides long. NCBI's taxonomy places the organism in Eukaryota, Fungi, Glomeromycota, Glomeromycetes, Diversisporales, Gigasporaceae. The record is from the annotation of a GenBank genome assembly.
AUGUCAACGUUAAAGACCUUAUUCGAUAUCACCGAAAUAGAUGAUGAACAAUUCGACAUUCUUAUUUUCAAAGAUAACAACCAAUACGUAAUUUCAUUUGUUAUUGACAAUAAACCCUAUCAAUUACUUCUUCCCGAUGCAAAAGAAAUUACGUUGAAAAGAAAACUUCGAAACAUAAAUGCAUAUCCUUUAUUUAGAAUGCUAAUUCAAUCCAGGUUUCAGAGCCUCGCUGACUCUAAUCAAAAGAAUCGGUUUAAAAACCAAGAUAUUUCUAAGCUCACAGGAAAGAUGUGGGGGUCUUCUGAAGAAUUCCGAGAAGAAUUUGAAAAGUAUACAAGCCAAGUAAACCUUCACCGUCCUAAACCUUUAUAUGAUUUUAAAACUCAGGAUCCUAAUCAAAAACCAACCAGGGGAAAACGUUCAAGCAAACCUAACAAAAAAAGUAAAGAAGAAAAUACUAUUAUUUUUCGUGACGCGCAGCCAGCAACAGGAUCUACUGAAUCAUUUUCCGAGUCGCUUCAUUAUGGUUCUCAAUGGCAAAGCAACGAGAACAACAAUAAUAACACGACCGAGCAGCCUAAGCAGGGUAGCAAUAAUUGCAAUGCAAAAUUGACAAUAAGCGAAAAUUCCGUCCCUUCUAAUGAUGAUGAAUUCAAUCCAUUAACGUCCAUGCCCUUUGAGGUGUCACAAGAAGAAUUAGAGUAUUUCUAUUUUUAUUACAAUUGUUACUUUGAAAACGUUGCUGGAGUUGCUGGGCAAUCCAAUUCAAUGCAGUAUGAUAAUAAUUUUUCGUCUUCUGACGUAUAUCAAAAUAAUUUUCAAAAUGAUUUCGCGUCAAAUUCAAAUUUCAACACUCCAUCAAACUCGAACGCGAAUAUUUUCCAAUAA